Molecule: messenger RNA, 1779 nt
Organism: Eremothecium gossypii ATCC 10895
Lineage: Eukaryota; Fungi; Ascomycota; Saccharomycetes; Saccharomycetales; Saccharomycetaceae
Gene: IES1
Product: Ies1p
Exons: 1
Coding region: 1-1779 (592 amino acids)
Cellular component (GO): Ino80 complex
Source: RefSeq, marked provisional
AUGUCGAACGGCAGAGUGUACGAUCCCAUACACGAUGUAUUCCAAGUCCAGCGGCCGCAGGACCCAGCGCCUCCAAUCCUAUCUCAAUCAGGCCUGCCAGGAGAGACAGCAGCCGGUUUGGGUGCUGGCGACGAGCAGGACCAGGACGACGAGUCCACCCAAUCCGACGAACUGCCACAGCCGGUAGGGUACGUGGCUGCCUCUGCGAAGCCCGCUAUGUCGGCUUCUCUUUCUAAGAAAAAGGGCAAGGAGCCCAGCCGAUACACUCGUCAUCUGAAGAAACAAGAUGGGGAGCAAUUUACAAGGAAGGACAUACAGUUUGCAUUUUUGUACGAGCUGCUUUCGGACAAAAGGCAGAUAUUUGAAAACACAUGUGUGGGCUCGUUUUCGAUAUCGGCGGGUCCGCCGACAGCCGAGAUUUUGAAUGUGACAGACGUUACAUACACAGCGCGCAACUUCAUCGGGAAUUCGCGGCUGACCUUUUCGCAGUUGUACGUCUUGACGAUUGCGUCAUCCAAGAAGUGUUCCAAGAUCCUUCGCGACAAGCUGCUGUUUGACCACCAGGUGGCAUUCUCCACGUGUGUUCUCUCACUACUUGUGAACUUCGGCCGUCUCAAUACCACUGUGAACUUUUUCCCAGAGAUGACUUCGCAGUUGCGGACCUUCCACUCUAUUCCGUGCCUGCAGCACCAAACGAGAGACCCAAAGUCACUGCAGGACACUCCGCGUAUCAAGUCGAUACUGAAGACUAUUCCCACAGGACAAGAGACUCUGAAACUGUCGGCAUGGUACUCCUCAUCGGAACGCCAUUUUCGCGUCAAUCCAGUGAACCUAUUGUUUACAAUAUGCGAUAAUCCACAGAUUGUGAAUGAACACUUCGUUUCGGGGUACGUUGAUACAGAUACAACGCUUUUUGAGCUGUUUGAUUCUCCGAAGUACCAGCCAAAGGAUAGGGCAGAUUUCUUUCUGUGGCUUCUUUACAUACACCUGGAGACAAAACUAACACCGAACGAUAUCCAUAACUCCUUAUCCUUGUUCGGUGUCGAAGAUAAAUUCCCUAUGCGCGUGGCUACAGAAGAGUAUGAUAUAGAUACAGAAUCCGAACUAAUAUUUGGAGAACACCAGAACCAGCGCCGGCUACGAUUCCUGAAGAAGCACCCCAGGAAGUCUAUUUCAGAGCCGCAAUCAUCGCAGCAGCGAGAGAGCGAGCAAAAAGAAGAGGAUGUGGACGAAGAUUAUGCAGGCAGUGCCCCCAUAUUGGAAACUGCGAACGACGCAGGUUCUCGUGAUCCCGCAUCGAAAACCACAGGAUCUAAACAUGCCACCAGGAACUCAAAUAUGCGUCCCAGAACCAGGGUUAAGGUUAUACACCAAGAACUCCAACAAGAUACACCUGCAAUCACCGAGUCUCCUCAGCAGGACCAGCUCCAUGAGGAGGAUGUGACUACAUGGGCUCAAGAAGUCGAUGAAAUGAUCGAAAUAGACUCAAAAGUCAAAGUAGCUCCCAAUAUAACACAUUCCGAGGCUCAGCAUUUACUGCUAGAGACGCAGGCGAUUGCUAGGAAGAAAAGGCAAGAACUUGGUUUGAUAAAGGCAUUUGAUGAGUAUGAAGAUGUCACACUAGCAACUGUGAUAGGAGUUCGCGGAAAGAAAAGAAAGAAGUUCAACGAUGGAGUGUUAGGUUAUGAAACUGAUUAUAUGAAUCAUCUGAACGCUGCGAAGAAGAUAUUUCUGAAAAAACUAGAUGAGCCACUGCCAAAUGAAAACUUCUGUCUGUAA